CAAGCUCCUCCCCCGUCUCCACCACCUCCGCGGUUCCACGUGGGCCCAGCUGAAGGGGCAGUGGAGUUAAGCUCGCGGUGAGGCAGCUCCUCACCAGGUGUAUAGUGAGGCCAUGCCGUGGCGCGCCCUCCUGCUGUGGCCGGCCGUGCUGCUGCUGUCCCUGCUGCUGCGGCUCCUGCGGGGGCCCCUCCCCCCGGGGCUGGAGUCCCCCCGCCGGCUCCGUCUCCUGGAGGCGGCAAACCUGCUGCUCGCCAGCCUGGCAUGGCUGGGCUCCAGGCUGGGCUUGGGGAGCCAGGUGCUGCUCAUGCGGCGUCUGCGGGAAUCCGUGCUCCGCCCGUCGCACGCACGCCCAGACGACCCCGCGGUGGCCGUGCGCAACACGCGCAUCGACGGGGUCCCCGUGCGCAUCUACACCCCCCGGCGAGUGGCGGGGGGGGAGACGGCGGCAGGGACGCACCGACCGCGACCCACCAUCAUCUUCUUCCACGGCGGCGGAUGGAUGUUCGGCAGCGUGGACAGCUACGACCACGUGACAAAGUUUCUGGUGAAGCGCACAGGAGCUGAGCUGAUAUCCGUGGAGUACCGGCUGGCCCCGGAGCACCCGUUCCCGGUGCCGCUGGGCGACUGCGUGCGCGUGGCGCGCUCUGUACUGGGUGGCGGAACCGUGGGGGCGGCAGCGGCGGCUGGGCCGGUGGCGCUGUGCGGAGACAGCGCGGGGGGAAACCUCGCCACCGCCGUGGCGCUCACACUCGCCAGGGACGCCCGCACGGGACGGCGGGGCUUAGUGAAGCCCCUCCCCUCGGCCCAGCCGGUGGCGCUGGCGCUGCUCUACCCGUCGCUGCAGAUGAUCGACCUGAACCUGGUGUCGCACGCCCAGAGCGACUCGGUGCCGGUGCUGUCGCGCGCACGCACCGCUGCCUUCUGCCUCGCCUACAUAGGGGCACCGCAGGAGCUCGUGCCGGCCGUGCUGAAGGGGCUCCACAGCUCCCCGCGUCACCGCGCCGGCCUCCGGGCCCUCGUGCAGGAGGAGGAGGAGGAGGCGGCGGUGGCGGCGCAAGAGGGUGGAGAGGAGGGAGCGGCCCACGGGUUCACAGCCUCCACGCGCGAGGAUCCCAGCGUGGGAAGGAUGAGGAGGAGGAUGAGGAAGAUGAGAAGGUCUCAGCCGGGAGGCGUCACGCCGUGUCGGGUGCCCGGCGCCACCCACGGCGCCGUGGGUGACGCUGGCGGGAAGGCGUCGGAAUAUUACGCUGAUGGAGGAGGUGUCGGUGGAGGAGGUGUCGGUGGAGGAGGUGUCGGUGGAGGAGGUACCGAGCGUGGCUUUGCCGGCUUCGCUAGUGGCAUCGGCGAAGGCGGCUACGGUGUGUACGACACCCGUGAUGAUGAUCGUGGUGUCGGUGGCGGCGGCGGCGGCAACACCACCAGUCUCGCCGCGGCCGACAGCGGCGCGGAGCGGCGGCCUCCCCCGGGCCUCUCCUCGGUGGCGCGCGCCUGCUUGGACCCCCUGCUGUGCCCGCUGGCGGUGGGCGACGGGUGGUUGCGCCGCCUCCCGCGCCGCCUCUUGGUGCUGAGCUGCGAGCACGACGUGCUGCGCGACGAGGCCCGGGCCCUGGCGGCACGCGCCCGCCGCUGCGGCCUGCACGUGACGCGGCACCACGCGGCCCACGGCUUCCACGGCGUCCUCAACUUCUACGGGAGGGACGAGCGGGGCGUGGCCGCGGGGUGGCCCGGCGGCGAUGGCGGCGAUGGCGGCGGAGUUGAUGGAGGUCCCGUUCGUGACGGCGGCGAUGGCGGCGGAGUUGAUGGAGGUCCCGUUCGUGGCGGCGGCGAUGGCGGAGCCGAUGGCCGUGUUCGGGGUGGCGGAGUCGGUGCGGUUGAUGUUCACGGCGACGACGACGAUGGCAGCGGUGGCGGCGGACGCACUCGCACCCGUCACGUCGCUGCCACCAAUGACAACAACCCUGCUGCUGCUGCUGCUGAUGAUGAUGAUGCCGACGACGACGACGAUGACGAUGAAUCCUCCGACCGUGCUGCUGAUGACGACGAUGACAGUGACGACGACGACGACGACGACGACGGAGGAGGUGGCGGCGGCGACGGUGCCGAGCGGCCUCCGAGCAGCGGGCCGUGCUGGCUGUGCGCGUGGUUUUGGCCAAGUCCCGUGUGCUGGCUCUGCUCGCGGCCCAUCAUCGCCUUCCGCUGCGGCGAGGAGGCCCUGGAGGCCACGGCCGCGUUCUUGCGACGCAGCCUGGCGGCCGCGGUCAGGCACAAAAAGACAAAGUGAACGGUGGCGGCAGCGGGGAGGAGUGGGGGGGUUGGGGGGGCCACGAUCGACCUCGACCCUUGCAUCGAUCCCGGACGACGCCGGUGCUGACGGCGGUGGAACAGUUGCGACGCACGGGCCGUCUGGCAGGGUCAUCAUGAUGAUGAUGAUGAUUCAAGCACCGCUACCAACGAUCACAACACCCUCGUUGAUCUCCGACUCAAGUUGGUUUGAUGGACACAAAGUGAACGGAAUGUGUUCUGCUCCUGCGCACGGCGGCGUUCGGCAGCAUCGGCAGCAUCGGCGUUGGUGUGGUUCAGGAGCUCCACGGCCAAUCUCGAGGCCUGCUGCUGCUGCUGCUGCUGGUCAACGACGAGAGAGCUUCAAGCAGAGAGAGAGUUUGCGUCGUUUCGCCGUUUCCACUCCUCCUCCUCCUCCUCCUCCGUCUUUGAAGGAGUGCAGACCCACGGUGCUGGGUGCUGUUGCUGCACGGGCUGUGGCUUUCAUUUUUUGCCUUCUUGAAGGAGGCGUGGAGCAGCAUCGGCCUGCUGCGCCGGGCGAACGAAUCAAAUUUCCAGCGAUUGCAACACUGGUGCCUUGCCUUGACUGUGACGUCAUUGCAUUUAUUUUGACGUCGUUGCCUUGAUGUUGACGUCGACACUUUGCGACGUCGUCGUCUUAAUUGUGACGUUGCAUUGUCACGUCGUCGCGUUGGUUGUGACGUCAUCACCUUGAUUGUGAUGUCGCCUUGAUCUUGACGUCGCGUUCAUUUUGCCGUCGUCGCGUUGAUUGUGACGUCAUCGCCUUGAUUGUGAUGUCGCCUUGAUCUUGACGUCGCGUUCAUUUUGCCGUCGUCGCGUUGAUUGUGACGUCAUCGCCUUGAUUGUGACAUCACUUUGAUUGUGACGUCAUUGGAUUCAUCGUGACAUCGCGCUGAUCUUGACGUCGCCUCGUCGAUCUUGACGUCGUCUCGUUGAUUGUGACGUCAUUGGCUUCAUCGUGACAUCGCGCUGAUCUUGACGUCGCCUCGUCGAUCUUGACGUCGUCUCGUUGAUUGUGACGUCAUUGGCUUCAUCGUGACAUCGCGCUGAUCUUGACGUCGCCUCGUUGAUCUUGACGUCGUCUUCGUCGAUUGUGACGUCGUCUCGUACGUUGAACUUCUUUGGCACCGUACGUUGGCCAAUCACGCUCAUGAGAUUGUGACGUGGGCGUGGCCCGGCGGCGGUGACCCCGUCGAUGUGGGGUUCGCGAUUCCACGAUGCCACGAUGCAAGCACCACGAUGACCGCAUCGUCAAUCGGCCGCGUAGAAUAUUCGCGACCGUUAUAAAUGAAUUUGUAUUCCCGGACGGCAUACGCGGUACGCAGAAACUUAAUCGAAUGAUCGAGACUUACGAAUCGACGUCCCCCGCCCCCCCCCCCCCCCCCCCCCCGAUUCACCUUCACAUUAUGUGACCUCGUACUGUAUAGUAAAGUCACGUAGAUAGUUACAUUUCGAUUUAAAGCUUUCGUGACUGCAGGGAUUCAUCUUCUGGGUUCUUUCGGUAAGGUCACGUAGAAUGGAGAUAAAAUAAUAAU
Petromyzon marinus (sea lamprey) is the source of this 3836-nucleotide messenger RNA. RefSeq lists its product as uncharacterized. Gene Ontology annotation, molecular function: hydrolase activity. The record is from RefSeq and is a predicted model, not a curated record. NCBI's taxonomy places the organism in Eukaryota, Metazoa, Chordata, Hyperoartia, Petromyzontiformes, Petromyzontidae.